AAAGUGUAUUGUUUGUGGAAAUCUAUAUAUAUGAAAAAAAAACAAAAACAAACACAAAUAAAUACAUACAUACAUUGGCGACUACAACCGAAUGGUCAUUCGACCGGCCGAUCUGCUAACGACAACGAACGCAUAUCGCUGAAGACGGACGUUUGUGAUGGCUGAAAAAAUUAGCACCGAUCAUUAGCUUGGUAGUGCGCAAACGGGUGUGAAGUCCGAAAAAAAAGUUAUGCGAAUAACGCGAAUGCGAUCGCGUACGCAAAGGUGACCGCAAAGUGAUCAAAAUGAGCUAAAUAGCCACACAAAAAAAACCACAACAAAAAAACACAUAGAAAAUUACCAAAAUAUUCAAAACAAUAGAAACAAGCGUCAAGCUACCGAAAAUACUAAGAAUAUUUAAUAAUUAAAUAAGGAUCUACGUAGUUAUAUAAAGUAAUAUAAGUGCAAUAAGUUAGCGAGUUAACUCAUAUUUACAAAAAAGUGUGUGGAAAAUUAUAGUGUGCGCUGAGCAAUAAAUAGGAUACACAACUGCAACAGGGACGUCAGUCAUUUCUUUUGGAGCGAAGAAAGCAAAAAGAAAUUCUACAGUUCCAACAGAACACGAUGACCACCUCACAUAUUUUGUCUGCUGCCGAUCCCGCCGGCAUGAAUGGUGCUAGCAAUCAUAGUAAUAGCAAUAACAACAUCAAUAAUAUGACGGGCGUUAAUGCCGACAACAACAGUGUUGGCGGCGCACUUCACAAUGGUACCAACAACACUAACGGCGGCGGCCAUUCGGGGGCUCACUCGCCGCAUCACGCACACCACAACAUGGCGGCCAACAGUAGUGGCAGCAAUGGGGUCAAUGUUGGCAACACCGGCGGCAUGAGCGGCAGCAUGAACCAACUCGGCGGAUCGCUGGCGGCGAACCGCAGCCCGGGCAUGGAGAGAAAUCUGCAUGUCAGUCUCGAUGACCGCGAAUUGUGGUUGCGCUUUCAGAAUCUCACCAACGAAAUGAUCGUUACAAAGAAUGGCAGACGCAUGUUUCCGGUGGUCAAGAUUAGCACUUCUGGCUUGGAUCCAGCUGCAAUGUAUACAGUUUUGCUGGAGUUCGUGCAGGUGGACACACAUCGCUGGAAGUAUGUCAACGGCGAGUGGGUACCCGGCGGCAAGGCAGAGGUUCCACCCGCAAACCCCAUCUAUGUGCAUCCCGAGUCGCCGAACUUCGGUGCGCACUGGAUGAAAGAACCGAUUUCGUUUGCCAAGGUGAAGUUAACGAACAAAACCAAUGGCAAUGGUCAGAUUAUGCUAAAUUCGUUGCACAAAUAUGAGCCACGUGUGCAUUUGGUGCGCGUGGGCUCAGAGCAGCGUCACGUGGUCACAUAUGCAUUCCCAGAGACACAAUUCAUUGCUGUUACCGCAUAUCAAAAUGAAGAGGUUACAUCUUUGAAAAUCAAAUACAAUCCGUUUGCAAAAGCUUUUUUGGAUGCCAAGGAGCGUCCGGAUACAUUGUAUUCACAUGAGGCACCAUACGGCUGGCUAAUACCGCCGCCAACACAUUAUACAAGCGUUGCACAGGCACCACCUCCACCGCCACCCAGCUUGGCCGUGUCGAACACUCCAUUGGGUAUGAGUUGUGAUCGUUAUGGGCGCGCGCUUAACACUCGCGGUAUGGCUACACAUAGUGCUCGCGCCUCACCGUACGCUCGACCGCGUCUCGCCUCGAGCACACCUGGCACAAGCUCGCCAGGUCCUGUAGGUGCGGGCGUAAUUAAUGGCAGCGCUGGUAGUGCUUCGCCGCCGCAGCAGCCGCCAUCGGCACCGCACACACCCACCAGCAUGCAGUCCACACACACUAACAAUAUGAGUGCUGGCGCCAGUAAUGCUGGUUUGACUAGUUCCGCGAGCGCGGUCGGCACUUUUUCAGGAUUUACCAGUUCCUAUUCGCAAUCCAGUUUUAUGCCGGUGGAGCCGAGCUCUUCGAUGUUUUCAUAUGCCGGCAGUUGGCAAAGCAACGGUGGCUAUUGGGGCACACCGGCGGCGGUGCCAGCUGUACCACCAACAGCGGUGCCGGUAAAUGUCACUCAAAACAGUAGCAACGGCAGCGGCAGUAUUGCCCGUUCGAUGUCUGCACAUAAUUCACCAUCUCCCACUAACGGUGCUUCACCAAACUACACGAGUCCUUCCCCUGGUUAUACUAUUCACCAUCUGACAUCGCAUCCUUCUCAUCAGUACAAUGUUGCACAAUCGGCGGCGGUAGCGGCACAUGCAGCGGAUAUGUAUCAAAGCGCCGCACCCACACAGUCAUACGCCGCGCCGCCAACACAUCAGGUCUAUCAUCCCACGCCCACAUCGCCACCCCAUCAGUUGUACACGAAUGUGCUGAAUGCACCAACGGCGUUAAGUUAUGCCGGCGGCUCGUGGCAUAAUGGCGGUGGCGCUGAGUAUGGAUUGUAUCAGAAUGCGGCUUAUGGCUACCAGCCGGAGUAUAUACCUUUAGUCUCGGACUUGGGUUUUUAUUGAUAUCCUCCUCCUACUCACCCACCAACAACCCUAAAUCCCCGUCCGUCUUUCACCAAUUUAUCUUAUGCACCAGCAGCUAUACCACGCAUCCGCUAGAGCCCGUCGAAGUUCCUAAAUCGUUCGAAGACUCACAAGCCGCCAUAUACAAGUCACCACAUCAGACGGGCGGCGAUGGCGCUGGAAGCUCAGUACUAACAUUGGAAUGCACCAAUUUGAAGGAACAUUCGUCCUCCGUCGCCGUGAAAUUGGAAACGCUAGACGCUAGUGUAGUUGCGGCUAGUCACGAGCGUGGCGCCGCGGUCGCAACUGCUGCCGAAGUUGUCGCUGCCACAGCCAGCCAAAAUACGCCAAGCGGAGCCUGGACACCGCUCACACCACCACAGAGCGCGUUGCAAUAAAAUAAUCGUAUGUGGAUGCAAAGCCUUCAGAAGCCAUUUUGUUCAAAUUUGUUGUAUUAAACUAUUUUUAGAAUUUUAGCGGAAUGAUCAAUAAACUUCUGUUUAUCGUGUUUAUAAUUUAACUUAGUUUAGUCCUUAACAUGUAUAUAUAGACGAUUGAUUAAUAAAUAGAUAUUAGAUGCUACAAAAACACUUUCGAAGCGUCGUAAUUGUUUUCUAAUAAGUUAGUUAAGCAUCGUUUGUCUCUGUGCUGAACAUUCUCCUACUCUUCAACAAAUAAGAAUAGCGUUAAGUCGUUACCAAACGGCUGCUAAGACUUGCCAGCAGGCACAAAGCUUUUUCAUGACUUUGCAAGAGAAACACUCGCAUACUUGAGAUUGCUUGUCGAGUAGUGUACACUAGGGUGGAGCGAAAAAAAAGUUGUUUUUGCUUAGUCUGAGGGUAAAAUUUGUAGAUAAUAAAAAAGGAAAUUUUUGGAAAAUAAAUAUAAAAUUUUUUAACAUCUAGAGGUAAAGUAAAUUUCGAGUUAAACUUUUUUUUCGC
This is a messenger RNA of Bactrocera oleae (olive fruit fly), 3443 nucleotides long. Lineage: Eukaryota; Metazoa; Arthropoda; Insecta; Diptera; Tephritidae. The record is from RefSeq and is a predicted model, not a curated record.